ACUGCAGUCCGACUCCACGCGCAGAUACCGGCAGUGGGGCUGUAGGACCGAACCGUUUGAUUUAAGGAGGGUCGCGCGCGCGGGGGGGGGGCGUCGAAGGCAAGCGACGGCGAACAUGGCGGCACCGAAGCGGCAGGACACGCGGAAAUUCAUCGAGAAUCUGUCCGGCGCCGGGAAAUCCAUCGCGGUGCUCACGAGCGGAGGAGACGCGCAAGGCAUGAACGCGGCGGUGCGGGCCGUCGUCCGGAUGGGCAUCUACGUGGAGGCCAAGGUCUACUUCAUCCACGAGGGCUACCAGGGCAUGGUGGACGGAGGAGACAACAUCAAAGAGGCGACGUGGGAAAGCGUCUCCGGCAUUCUGCAAGUGGGCGGCACGGUCAUCGGCAGCGCCCGCUGCAAGGAGUUCCGCGUCCGCGAGGGCCGCCUGAAGGCCGCGCACAACCUGGUGCGCCGCGGCAUCACCAACCUGUGUGUGAUCGGCGGCGACGGCAGCCUCACCGGCGCCAACCUGUUCCGGGAGGAGUGGAGCGGCCUGCUGGACGAGCUGCUGCAGCAAGGUCUGAUCGACGAGGAGGCGACCCGCGUCAACUCGGAGCUCCACAUCGUCGGCAUGGUCGGCUCCAUCGACAACGACUUCUGCGGCACCGACAUGACCAUCGGCACCGACUCGGCGCUGCACCGGAUCAUCGAGGUGGUGGACGCCAUCAUGACCACCGCUCAGAGCCACCAGAGGACAUUUGUGCUGGAGGUCAUGGGCCGACACUGCGGAUACCUGGCCCUGGUCAGUGCCCUGUCUUGCGGUGCAGACUGGGUAUUUAUCCCAGAAAUGCCUCCCGAGGACGGCUGGGAGGACAACAUGUGUCAGAAACUGUCUGAGAACCUCGCUGAUAAGAAAAGGCUGAACAUUAUUAUUGUAGCUGAGGGAGCCAUAGACUCCCACAACAAGGCCAUAACUCCUGAUUAUAUCAAGGACCUGGUUGUACGCUGCCUGGGUUUCGACACCCGGGUCACCAUCUUGGGCCACGUGCAGAGAGGCGGGACGCCCUCCGCCUUCGACAGGAUCCUGGCCAGUCGUAUGGGCGUGGAGGCGGUGCUGGCGUUACUGGAGGCCUCGGCCACCACCCCGGCCUGCGUUGUGUCUCUGGUCGGCAACCAGGCAGUUCGACUGCCACUUAUGGAGUGUGUUCAGAUGACCCAGGAGGUCCAGAAGGCCAUGGAUGAGAAGAAAUUUGAAGAGGCGGUGAGACUGCGUGGCAGCAGCUUCGAACACAACCUGAGCACCUACCGACUCCUCUCCAACCGCAAAGCCGAUUCUGAGCUCCCCAAUAGCUCCUUCAACGUGGCCGUGCUGAACGUCGGCGCCCCGGCGGCCGGUAUGAACGCCGCCGUGCGCUCCGCCGUGCGAGUGGGAAUCUCCGAGGGCCACAAGAUGUUCGCGGUGACCGACGGCUUCGAGGGAUUCUCCAAGGGCCAGAUCGAGGAGAUCAAGUGGGGCGACGUCGGGGGCUGGACUGGCCAGGGGGGCUCGCUGUUGGGCACCAAGCGAACUCUUCCAGGGAAACAUCUGGAACAGAUCGCUGAGCAGAUUAAGAUCCACAACAUCAACGCUCUGCUGGUCAUCGGAGGAUUCGAGGCCUACGUGGGACUGCUGGAGCUCUCCGCGGCGCGGGGCCGCCACGCCGAGCUGUGCGUGCCGAUGGUCAUGGUCCCCGCCACCGUCUCCAACAACAUACCGGGCUCCGACCUCAGCGUCGGCUCAGACACCGCGCUGAACGCCAUCACCGAUGCCUUCGAGUCCCUGCUGCAGCUGUCCGAGGCCCGGGCCGACCACGAGGAGCUUAGCAUCCCGAUGUGCAUGCUGCCCGCCACCAUUAGUAACAACGUGUGCGGCGCCGACACGGCCCUCAACGCCAUCGUGGAGACGUGCGACCGCAUCAAGCAGUCGGCCAGCGGCACCAAGCGGCGCGUCUUCAUCAUCGAGACGAUGGGCGGCUACUGCGGCUACCUGGCCAGCAUGGGCGGGCUGGCGGCCGGCGCCGACACCGUGUACAUCUACGAGGAGCCGUUCGACAUCCGGGACCUGCAGGCCAACGUGGAGCAUCUGACGCAGAAGAUGAAGACGAGCAUCAAGAGGGGCUUGGUGCUCCGAAAUGAGAACUCCAAUGAGAACUUCACCACUGACUUCAUCUACCAGCUGUACACCGAGGAGGGAAAAGGGGUGUUCGACUGCAGGAAGAACAUCCUCGGUCACAUGCAGCAGGGUGGAGCUCCUUCACCGUUCGAUAGGAACUUUGGCACCAAAAUUGCCGCUAAAGCCGUCCAGUGGAUCACCAAGACGCUCAAGGAGUCUUACAAAGGAGGCCGUGUGUUCACGGACGCCGAGGACACGGCCUGCCUGCUGGGGAUGCGCUGCCGGGCGCUGGUGUUCCAGCCCGUUUCUCGGCUCCGGGACGAGACCGACUUUGUCCACAGGAUCCCUAAAGAGCAGUGGUGGCUGAAGCUCCGCCCCCUGAUGAAGAUCCUGGCCAAGUACAAGACGAGCUACGACGUGUCCGACUCCGGCCAGCUGGAGCACGUGACCCGCGUGCUCCCCAGAGAGGCCUGAGGGUGGAGGUGGUCCAGAGGGUGGAGGUCUCCACUGCAAAUACGUCAUGACGGAUGAAGUGUGAGGGCGGGUCGUUUCAACAACGAUCCCCAAUUAAAGUUCUGAUAUCUGAACUCCUUAUGUAUUACAGUUUUAGUCCUCACUUCGUUUAUUUUAUGAGCUCCUCGUUGAAGCUUUUAUGUAUUUCAAUCACGCACUUUGAGUCCCUAAAUCAACGUAAACCCCUCCAGCUGCUUAGAGAAUAUAUAAACGAGGAGGAUCUCGUUGCCGUGAGAAACGUCUACAACUUGAAUGUAACCCGGAGAGCUGAGCUAGUCGUGUGUGUCACCGUCUGUAUCCACGUUGAUGUGUGUGUGCUCUUUACAGUAUUUGUUGUAGUCUGCAUUACAUUUAUGAGCCCGCCGUGUGUGUGUGUGUAUGUGUCCCGUCAGAGUAAAUAAAUAAAGCAGUUAGUGUGGAAAGUU
Molecule: messenger RNA, 3069 nt
Organism: Pseudoliparis swirei
Lineage: Eukaryota; Metazoa; Chordata; Actinopteri; Perciformes; Liparidae
Product: ATP-dependent 6-phosphofructokinase, platelet type-like
Exons: 23
Coding region: 116-2605 (829 amino acids)
Biological process (GO): fructose 6-phosphate metabolic process; canonical glycolysis; fructose 1,6-bisphosphate metabolic process
Cellular component (GO): cytoplasm; 6-phosphofructokinase complex; membrane
Molecular function (GO): AMP binding; fructose-6-phosphate binding; 6-phosphofructokinase activity
Source: RefSeq, a predicted model, not a curated record